GAGGAAUAGGAAGUAGGCGGGCUCUUAAGCCGGGGAUGCGUCGAUCUGUUCUGUGAUUGGCUUUAACUGUCGCGACGGUAUGGUUUAAAUGUCUGGCGGUGAUUCAGCGAACAUCGUACAAGGAACAAACGUUCGUGUUUGUCUACUUAGCUGCACAAUAACGCAUUUUUGCAAUGUAGUCGCAGGACUGUUUUCCCGCGGUGAACAAACCAGGCGUUUCUAACGAGUUUCAGCUUUAAUGGGUUUGAAUUUAAAGCCUUUCCAAAGGGAGAAGAAUGACGAGGAAGAUCCGUUCGGAGUACAUGAAGAAGUUCAAAGACCCCAAAUGGGAGACCUACACUAAGUGUUAUGAGGAGAUGCUGAAGUACAGGCUGACCCGCAGGCUGCUGGAGCACUCACACAAACCCUGGUUCUGGGCUGGCUCUGACAGUGAUACCGACUCAGGAGGAAGUCCCCCUCCUGCCAGUAAGAACCAGGACCAGACUGGGGGCGGCAGGGAGCAUGCGGAGGCCGAGCUGGAGGAGUGUGAGGGGGCGAGGAAGGACAGAGAGCAGGAGCCCAUACCUAGACUGCCCCUCCAAGAGGAAGAGGUGUCUGCAGACCAUGGCUCACAGCUUGAAGGUGCCAAAGAGACCAGAGUGGCAGAGGAGGAGAGAGAGAGUAAACAGAAAAAGCUCCCUCACAUGGGACAGAACAGAGUGAGAGACUCUGGAGGACCACAGCAGAUUAAAUCCUCCAAACCCUUAAAACAAGCUUGGCGCUCAGAGCGUGUGAGGCCUGCACAGCCACGACAGCCCGAGGAGGACACUAAAGAGUUCAGACAUCCUUUUGCCUUGUACGGUUCAGGAGAGAAGGAUGCAGACAUGGCAGGCCGAAAGACCCACAAUGUCGGCCCUGCAGCUUCCACUAGAGAGAUCCAUGACUCUGCCCUGCGUGCAAAGACCAGGCGGGAAGUGGAGCGUCAGAUCCAGACCCAGAGAUCCGAGCGUCGGAGAGCCAAAUCUGCUGAUCUGAACAAGGCCAGAAAGUUGGUUCAACCAGAAUACAACCCCUGGCUGACUGAGUACAUGCGCUGCUUCUCUGCUCGCUCCCGAUAGGACUCACAAACACACACAAGUAAAUCAGGGUUAGAAAAUGAUAAAAUAGAAAAAUAAAACCACUAUUGCCUACAAACCCCAACGUUUUAAACACUCAGAGAUGUAGAAUAGAGUGAGGGGAAUUAAUACUUACAUCCUCUCUGAUUUUUAUACAAACAAUUUUAAUAAGAAACAUUCUACAGGGUACAAAAGACUCUUCAAAGAAACCAUUUGAAAGUAAAAGUACACUUAAUGGAUGUAUCUGUUGUGUGCUAUGAAAUGAGUAAAAAAAUAUAUUUUUUAGCCAAACUUAACUGCAGUCCCUUUAAACACAGCCUAUAAUAAAUUUCACUGUAUUCUAAUCAGGGAUAUCACAGCACAGUGGACUCACACAGUGUUGUGAAGGAUUUAGCUACCUUAAAUAAAUAAAUAAAUAAAACGUCCAAGAUGAAAUGUGAAGCUGUGAACGUGAUAAAUGUACUCUGCACUUAUUGUGCACACGCAUGAGACACAAACACUAAUCAAAUGGUUUGUGUUCUUGCAGCUUUCGAUGUCUGUAGUGCUCUCUUGCUUGUGCUGAGUGCAAAGUAUUGAUAUGUUAAAGAGUCUUAUGCUUUUGAUUUGAUCAGACCUAUCAGUGCUGUGAAGUGGCUCUUGUGGAUUUGUGGCAUUUUGUUUAUCAGUGCUCACUGAGUUUGCUUAGAAGGAUAAUGAUUCACACUUCAUACUUUAGUCACUUUCAGAACUACUUUGUCACAUUUGCCUAUUAAAACUUCUGUGAGGAAUUUUCAACUGCUUAUGAAACAGUUUUAAGUUGUUCCUGAAGCACUGUUGGAACCUACAAAAGCAAAUAAGGUUAUUAGCAAAAAGACUGAUUAUUUCUAUGGAAAUAUUUUUAAUGUCUGAAAAUGCUGCUGGCAGAUGAUUAUGAGCCUUUUUUCACGCUUCCACAGCAAUGAUUUAAAGUGAGGUAAACAUUAAACCUGUAAAAAAAGCUUAGGGAGGGAGGGACAGCAAAAACAACAAAAUCAGCUAAGGAAUAAGAUGUUUUGCCCACUGGGGGCGCCAAACUGAAAUCUCCUCACAGGAGCUUUAACACUUGCUUUACACUGUAAAUAUGUUCAUACAAACAUUUGUAUGCUUUCUUCAAUGUGUGUACAGUAAUCUGCCAUCCUGGUGCUAUCACAGCCUGUACAUAGAAACUGUGUGUGACUGUUCGAGUUGUGGGUUGGCUGUGAAAAGUGUGUUUGCGUGGUCUGUCCAUCCUGCAGGGCAUAAAGUAUGUGCAUUCAUUCACAGGUAUUUUUCACCAGGAAAAUGUUAAAAUGAUACGCAGCUAAUUAAGGUUUUCUUCAAGGUGUAGCUAUUUAAAGUUCAUUUUUGAGGCCAAAUUUCUUAACUUGUGCUCAUGGCCAAAAAGUGUGACCAUAAUAAUGGGCAUAAAGAUAUUACUUUUACUCUGAGAAAAAGAUAAAACUUGUUUUUAUCUCAGCAUACACUUGCAAACUUGACCAAAUGAAAGAGCACUUUGAAAAUCAGUCAGUACUCUGAUGUAAUAUUUGUAAGUUAUCCUGCUAGCAAUUUAGGUUUUCUUUUUAUUCACUCAUCUCUUAGAUGUCUUCAGAUUGAAUUUUUGAUUGUGUUAUAAAUCAGACACAAGACAAAAAUAACAAACAUACUGUAAUAAAUCUGAUUCCUUGUGUCUGGUAUCAUUAUUUCAUGAGCAGUGCCAUAAAAACAGAUUGUUUUUCUCUUGCCACUAAGUUUGAUAUAUUAUGAAUAUUGUGCAUGGAAGAGAUGAAUGUCAGAAAGGCCCGUGCUUUACAAAUAUUUUCUACAUUUUUUUUGGUUUUGUUGAUGCAACUCAUGGUUCAGUAUUACUUUACCUUUUUUAAGGUUUCAGUUUCGUUGUAUUUUAGGUUUAAUGUUGUUUUGUGAUUUCUGUGCAAUAUUAGAAUAUUUAAAAUUGUUUUCAGCCAGUGUUUCUUUUUAAUUUGGGUGAAUUUUGACAAUCUAAGAUGAGAGGGAAAAUAAGCGUUCGCAUUUUGACCAAAUGUAUAGUGAAGAUCUUAGUAUUGUAGGGAGAGUUUUAUUCUAUUCUUUACAGUUGAUAAAGUAAUGAACAUAGAGCAAAAAACCAAGCCUAGAUAUUCAUUUGACCAGCAAAUUACAUCCCAAACCAGUUUUAUUCAGGGGUCAGGGAGAAAAGAAAUCAGAUAUACUGACAGAUUUCCUUAAAGUUCUAAUUUUUAUGUCCGUAUUUUAAGCUUUAAUAAACUGUGUGCACAUAUUUGAUAUGAAUAGAGGAAAAGAGGCUGAAGUAAGAUGCUAAAUGUUGAAGUGCAAAGCUGUUAAUAAAUCACUUCUUAAACUGC
Messenger RNA from Cheilinus undulatus (humphead wrasse), 3451 nucleotides. RefSeq names its product centriole, cilia and spindle-associated protein b (gene ccsapb). Lineage: Eukaryota; Metazoa; Chordata; Actinopteri; Labriformes; Labridae. Bases 276 to 1097 code for a protein of 273 amino acids. Gene Ontology annotation, molecular function: microtubule binding. Gene Ontology annotation, biological process: regulation of mitotic spindle assembly. The record is from RefSeq and is a predicted model, not a curated record. The transcript has 4 exons. Gene Ontology annotation, cellular component: ciliary basal body; cytoskeleton; ciliary transition zone.